UCGCGCCCUAUGACCUGUAUUUUGGCGGGAAGUCCGGUAGAAAGUAAGACUUGUGAUUGUGAACUGUUCACAUAUCUCUCCAAAAUGCAGUUUUCAGGCAACCGCACGAAAAAAAGUCGGCGAACGGUAACACUGACGGGGGGAAGAAACGAGAAGCAAUACCCACACAACCUCCAGUUCUACAAAAUCCCUCCAACCGAGACAGUGUCGCUGGAAGAGUUUGAGACCUUUGCGAUUGAUCGACUCAAAGUCCUAAAAUCUGUGGAGAGUGCAGGAAUCAAGUACAUGAAAACAUCUGAGCAGUACCAGACCAAACUGGAGCAGGACAUCAAGAAACUCAUGCCCAUUGCUGUCAGGAAGACUGAUGUGGAUGGUGGGGUGCAGGACAAAGACUAUGAUGACAGGAGAAAGGACCACAUCUCUCACUUUAUCCUCAGACUGGCCUACUGUAAAUCUGAAGACUUGCGGCGCUGGUUCCUGACCCAGGAAAUGGACCUGUUUCGCUUCCGCUUCCAACAGGAGUCGAAGGAUGCCAUUGGUCACUUUCUACAGCUGAAUAACUUAGACUAUCAGCCUAUCCCAGAGGAAGAGAAGAAGGCCCUGCGUGAUGAACUUAAAUCAUCAUCUUACGAGAUGAAGGGAGACAAGUUUGAGACUACUGACUUCUACAAGGUGCCAUUUCAGGAAGCCCUAGACCUGGUGCGAGCAAGGAAAGUUUACCUGAAGAAGGGCUAUGUGUACGUGCCCCAGAGUGAGCUGGUGUCCAUCAUCCUCAGUGCCUUCAGGGAAAACCUAUCCAAGGCUCUAGCAGUAAGUCCAGUUUACAUUCUCAUCUGUUCCCAUGUCUACAAGCUUGUUGUACCUCAACCCCACAGUACUCAGUACCUGGGCCAGGACUACAGUAACAGAAAGUCCACAGCUGGGAAGGUGGCACCUGAGGAUAUUGAACCUCUGUCAAAGAAGUCCUUUCCUCUCUGCAUGCGAAACCUUCAAGAGACCUUGCGCCGGGAGCACCACCUUCGUCACGGUGGCCGUAUGCAGUAUGGACUGUUCCUGAAGGGCAUUGGAUUACAACUUGAGGAUGCACUCCGAUUCUGGAGGUCAGAGUUCACCAAGAUGAUGGAUGGAGACAAGUUUGACAAGUCCUACUCCUACAACAUUCGUCACAACUAUGGGAAGGAGGGUAAGCGAACAGACUACACUCCGUACAGCUGCAUGAAGGUGAUCAUGACUAACGCGCCGGCAGUAGGCGACCAUCACGGUUGCCCCUUCCGCCACACGGACCCCGAGCUGUUGAAUCAGAGGCUGCAGGGGUACAGGGUCAACACCACCGGGGUUCAGGAGAUCAUAGAGCUAGUCAAGGGAGGACAUUACCAGCUUGCCUGCACAAAGUAUUUCGAGAUCACGCACAAUGUGGAUGAUGCUGGUUUUGGACUGAACCAUCCUAACCAGUAUUUUGAGGAGAGUCAGAAGGUGCUGAACGGAGGGCAUGUCCCCAAGACUGCACCCCGCACACCAAGCACCCAGAGGUCCAAACCCAUCAAGAAGGAGACUGAAGACUUUGAUGAUGACUUCCCCAUGGAUGAAGUGGAACACCUGCUGACUGCCUCCCAAGAUGUUGUAGGGGAAGUAGCACCAGAAUAGUUUACACAUCAGACAGGUCAUCCUUGUGGGUGUCAUCCCAUCACACCUGUUAACUUUUGUUUAUCAUUCUGUUUGCAUUGACAAAAGCCCUCUGAUGAAAA
Branchiostoma floridae (Florida lancelet) is the source of this 1745-nucleotide messenger RNA. Its product is annotated as DNA primase large subunit-like. The transcript is spliced from 12 exons. The record is from RefSeq and is a predicted model, not a curated record. Gene Ontology annotation, biological process: DNA replication, synthesis of primer. NCBI's taxonomy places the organism in Eukaryota, Metazoa, Chordata, Leptocardii, Amphioxiformes, Branchiostomatidae. Gene Ontology annotation, cellular component: alpha DNA polymerase:primase complex. The coding region runs from base 10 to 1644 and encodes 544 amino acids.